UAGUCUCUUUCAAAUGCUCGAAAGCGUUAGAGCAGAAGUGUUGGACUACAUUGCCCAUAGUGCACCGCUACAAGUUUUGCGUCAAGUCUAGUCCGUUGCUUUUUCAAGAUGGCGUCGCUGGGAAGGAGGCGCGGUGUCCCAGUCAACAGGGAGAGGGGAGUGAUGGCGGCGACGGAGUGUUACAUCGUCCACGAGAUCUACAACGGCGAGAAUGCACAGGAGCAGUUCGAGUACGAGCUGGAACAGGCUCUGGAGGCGCAGUACCGUUACAUCGUCAUCGAACCCACGCGCAUCGGAGACGAAACAGCCCGCUGGGUGGCCGUGGGAAACUGCCUGCACAAAACCGCCGUUCUGGCCGGGGCCGCAUGCCUCCUGACGCCACUCGCCCUUCCUGCCGACUACUCCCGUUAUGUGGCGCUGCCGGCUGGCGCUCUUAGCCUGGCCUGCGCCGCGCUCUACGGCAUCUCUUGGCAGUUCGACCCCUGCUGCAAGUACCAGGUAGAGUACGACAGUCAGAAGCUCUCGCGGCUGCCCCUGCACACGCUCACCUCCUCUACGCCGGUGGUUCUGGUUCGACGGGACGACGUGCACAGAAAGAGACUGCACAACACGAUAGCGUUGGCGGCCCUGGCGUACUGUGCCAAGAGGAUCUACGAACUGUACGCUGUAUGAGCGCUAUGGCACAUCCACACACACACGCAUACAGAUACUGACAUACGCGUACACACACACAAACACACGGCAGGGAGGUGAGAAGCACUACUAAACACCCGACACUGGCAGAUACACACACACGUACACACCAAACAAUAACAUACGGACGGACCGACAGUGAGAGUGUUCGAAAACAAAAGGAGACGAGGCUCUUUCUCUGUCACGAUUUUUCAUCUUUUUGAUUUCAACCAGUUAAAGAUUGGACAGAUUGAUGGACGGACGGACGGAUGGAUGGAUGGAUGAGAGGAAGGGUUGGGGGGGAGCUUAUAGUUCUGAAUGAAUCUUCCCCUUUCCUCUGUACUUUAAAAGUGAUAUCACCAGUACACUUGAGCCCUCCUUCCCUGCGCCUGUCCAGCCCCUUCCUCGUCCCGCAGCUCUCCCCAAAACGGUCACCUGCCACCCACACGGAGCUUCCGCACCCAGGCAGCGACCUGUCGGACUGAACGUGUGGUGGACAGACAGAUGUGUUUUAAGAAUGACCUUUGAAUCCUCUCUUUUCUCCCUCUGUGUAGUUUUACUGUACCCUGCCUUUGGUGCGUCACCUUUUCAUUAAACAGUAGGAGAUUUAACCUCA
Megalobrama amblycephala (Wuchang bream) is the source of this 1288-nucleotide messenger RNA. RefSeq names its product transmembrane protein 11 (gene tmem11). Gene Ontology annotation, biological process: inner mitochondrial membrane organization. The record is from RefSeq and is a predicted model, not a curated record. Lineage: Eukaryota; Metazoa; Chordata; Actinopteri; Cypriniformes; Xenocyprididae. Gene Ontology annotation, cellular component: mitochondrial inner membrane. The transcript is spliced from 2 exons. Bases 109 to 672 code for a protein of 187 amino acids.